Molecule: messenger RNA, 2918 nt
Organism: Limulus polyphemus (Atlantic horseshoe crab)
Lineage: Eukaryota; Metazoa; Arthropoda; Merostomata; Xiphosura; Limulidae
Gene: TfIIA-S
Product: transcription initiation factor IIA subunit 2-like
Exons: 5
Coding region: 114-455 (113 amino acids)
Biological process (GO): transcription initiation at RNA polymerase II promoter; RNA polymerase II preinitiation complex assembly
Cellular component (GO): transcription factor TFIIA complex
Molecular function (GO): RNA polymerase II general transcription initiation factor activity; TBP-class protein binding
Source: RefSeq, a predicted model, not a curated record
CAGCCUGUCGGUUUCAAAUUGUAAGAAGAGAUUACUUUAAGUAAAGCAAUAUUAGAGUAAAUAACAGAAAAUCACAGUAAGCGUUUUAUAAAAUAAGAAUAUUAAUUUUAAUCAUGAGUUAUCAACUGUACAGAAAUACAACUUUAGGCCAUACUUUACAAGAAAGUUUGGAUGAACUAAUUCAGUGUGGGCAAAUCACUCCAAAUUUAGCUUUGAAGGUGUUACUACAGUUUGAUAAAGCCAUCAACAAUGCACUUGCUAAUAGAGUCAAGACAAGACUGACUUUUAAGGCAGGCCACUUGAACACUUACAGGUUUUGUGAUAAUGUCUGGACCUUUGUCUUGAAAGAUGUAGAAUUCAGAGAAGUCCAAGAAUUGGUACGAGUGGAAAAAGUCAAGAUUGUUGCCUGUGAUGGAAAAGCUCAUUCAGAUGGUAAUGUGGGCAAGCCAACUUAGUUGUUUCACUGAAUGGUGUGAACAAUUCCCAUGUUCACCAUAAUACAACAAGAACAGAAGCUGCUGUUUAUUCUACUUCAGGGCUCAUGAUAACUUGUACAUUUUGUGAGGAAGUAACACAUAAGAUUUUUGGCAUUUACAUAUUUCUUCCUUGGGAAGUUUUAUUCGUGAUAAAGUUGAUGUGUAAAGUGAUCAUUUGAUGGUCAAUUGUUAACAUUAUGUUAAUUAUGUAGUCAUUUAAUUGUGUCAUGGUCACAUUCAGUACAUCAUUAUUAGCCGAAUUUAUGUUAUGUGGUGACAAGAAGUAAAAGGCAGUGUUGGGAUGACAUUUGAAUAAAUAAUGAUUCAAAAUUCGUAUUUGACAUUCUCGAGUCAGAGCUUCUCCAACUUAGAUUCCGUGAUCAUAAUUUGAAUAUAUUUAAAAUGAAUCAUAAUUUUAUCAUGAACUUAGCCUUUCAAAUUAAUAUGUUAAACAAUAGAGGAAUUCUAUAGCACUCGUAGUGUGGGAAGUUCAAAAGCUGCAAGUUUUUUGAAGUACUAAAUUAUACAUGUCAAGGCAUCUCUUACAUUUAUGAAUGUUACUUUUCUGCUGAUUAUACUUUCACUUGAAAAGUUCCACCUGUUUUCUUUUAACAUGCAAACAAGCCUUAAACCACAGAAAUUAUAAAAUAUCAAAGAAAUAAGGAAGGACGCUUUGUGCUGAUACUUAAAAUCCUUAUUUAAAAUGUUUUAGUACUUAUUACGCAUGAUACAUACUAUUUAUUUUGUGUGUUAAAUAUUAACACAGACCUGUUCAUUAUACAUAUAGAAUAAGGAUUAAAAGCAUAUUCUGGAAUGGAAGAGUAAUAAAAUAUUAUUUUCUGUGAAUACAAAUUCAAUAUCUUUUAUCAUUUGAUAUAUAUUAUUUCUUAAAGUUUGUUUUUUAACUUUGAGUCAAGUGGCUAUGAUUUAAUAUUUUAACACACAACAACAGCAAUACUAUCUUGCUACCAGAAGUACAAUACUGUUAUUGAGGCUCAAAAAGCACAAAGUUAAAUGUCUUUAGUUUUUUGGAUAUGGGAAUAUAAAAACAAAAUUAUCUUUUCAGAAUAAUAACAUGUAAGAACAUUGUGUUCCAUUAUUCUGGCAAAUAUAUUAUAAGAAUUAAAUGUUUAAAAUGUUGUUGCUUAUAUUAUAGAGGAUUUUUUUACUGAAAAUGAAAGUUUAACUUCUGAUAAAGAUAUUAGAUAAAAAAAAUUGGCCAUACUCUUGAUAAUUUUCAGUUUUAAAAAUGUUAAAAUAUGCAUUAAACCAAUCUAAAGUCACAUUUUAUGGAAGCUCAGAAAAUAAGAACAGUUUUGUAGAUUAAUCCUGUCUUAGCUUUCUGGACAAUUAGUCUUGAAAAGUAGACAUAGAUAGGAGCCAUGCGUUAUUAUUAAGAAGUUAAUAUCUAUUGAAAUAUUCAUCUUGCUAGAACGAUCAGCUCCAUUUCAUUUCAGAAACAAGUUAACUUACUCUGAAAUAUCAACUUGAUAGGCUCAUAUAAUGUUUGUGGUGCAUACAUUGGGUUCCAUGUAUUAAAUUUUUUAUUUCUCCCUGAAUGUGUUUAACAAUUGAAAUUUUUUUUUCUAUGUUUUACAAAUUAUGGACUAUCCAUGAUUCCUGUUUAACCAUUGAAAUACACCUGUAUAACUAAAGUAUUUGGUACAGGUUAUGUACACGUGUAAUUAUGGCAUAAAAUAGUCAAUAAAAACACCUGUCAUGCCCAAAUAAAGUUUCAAAGAGAUUUUAUAUUAAAGUAUCUUAUAGUUUAAUAUGAACAUUUUAGGACAUGUAAUUUACUGAAAUAAGUGUUCAGGAAAAUGUUUGUAACAGCCUGUCAUAAAGGUUAUCUCUAUGUUUUCCAGUAUUAAGCAGUUAUAUAUUUUCAGAUACAAAAGUGAAGUUAAUAUAUUGUUGACUGGAAAAUAUAUAUAUACACAUAAUGUUUUCUACAUAGGUUUGUUUUUUAAUACUUUUUCUGCUACUCAAACAAAAAAUUAGUGGUAGUAUUAUCUUGGAAUAAGAUGGAAGAGUAUGCUGUUUGUUAAUCUAAAUUAAUGAUUCCGAAUCUUUUUUAUGUCGUAUAUCAACAGUCGGACCUUUGAGCAAGUGGCAUAUCCCUGAAGCAUAAUUUGUUUAAAAAAAUUAAUAGUUAAUACUCAUAAAGAGGUAAAUCAAAAGAAAUAAUUCAAGGGUGAAUCAACAAUACAGUAAUGAUGAGUUAUGGCUAAUAAAAUACCUUAGUAACUUACCAAGUAGAAAUGGGCAAUUUAAUUGAUUAAUUAAAUACCUAUGAGCAGCAGUUACAUGGAUUAGUUUUAUGCAAACUAAUCAACAAAUUGAAAUGGUUAAAUCAGUUAUUGGAAAUAUAUAAUAAACUAAUCCAGAUUAGUUGUUAUGAUUAUUCCAACAAUCUCUUAACUGAAAUUACAAGUAGAUCAA